UCCAAUCUUCAGUCUCUUUUUCAACAAGAACACUCCCUAGACAAUUUUUGGUCUGAAUCAGUAAUUCCCCCGAACGCGGACAUUUUUUCUACUUCGUCUUUUGACUCAAAACCACGCAUAUAGCACCUCAAGUUUAAGUUUUGAAAAUUACAGUUGCUACUUUUGCCAACAUACCAACACCACCGGCGCUCCGCGAAACAUACCAAGAACCAUUGGAUUCGAUUUUCAAGCCUCGAUUUUUUCAUUAGCCCUUAUGCUUCCACUUAAAGCGCGAAGGGUUGGAGGUACAAGUUUUCAAGUGUUAUUUUGGACGCUUUCACUUUUAAGUUUGAAAUACGGGGCACUUCCAACACCUACUCCAUCCAUACUCGGAGAUCUAACCACUGAAGCUGCACGUGGAUCUAAAUUGACAAGCUCAAGUAAACCUGCGCUAAACAAUGCUGCACUAGGCCGUAUCUCAACCAAAAUCGAAAAUGGUUUCAAACCGAGUGAUCAAGGUGCCCAUAUCAGCGAGCUUAGAUUCACAGCCGAUCUUCCAGAACAACACUUGGAAAAAUCUGCUGAAAUUAUUGGUAAUGGUCACGUCAAAUCCGUCAAGAGUUUUUACAAUCCCAAAUCUGAAUCAGGCAAAGUGCCUCAAACUUCAGAUGUUUCUCAUAAUGCAGAUAAUUCCCAAGGUUUAAAUCAUGCGUCGGAUUCAGAUGCAGAAGAUGUCUUCUAUGAUGCACCAAGUGAAUUCGUAUCUGACGUACAGCCAUUAGAACAAUCACAUGAAGGCUUAGUGGCUGUGAAAGUCUCUACCAGACCAGAUGGAAAAGUGAUUCCAGAUGGUCGAUCACCAGAAGGUUAUACAAGGAACGGUAUUCGAGUCACCAUUAAUGGUGGUCGAUUUCAGGAAGAUGGGACCAUGAGCGCUAAAUCCAUAGCAGCAAUGGAGAAGGAGCUGGCUAAAAAAUUAGGAGGUCAUAGUCUCAAAGGGGAAUAUCUCAGGAUCAUGAGCAGAAAGUUAAGUAACCUUAAAAAAGGAAUCAAAACUUCACCAAAGGUCGAAUCAAAUCCACCACCGCCACCAACUGUAACUCAGGUUAUGAAGGAUGAAGUACCCCUGGUGAAGACAAUUGAAGGGACUAAAAACAAUGAGAUUAAAGGAUUUAAAAGUCAAUUCAAAGCUAAAAUGAGAAAGGUGAUUGAGAUCUUGAAAAAGUUUUCUAAGAAGAUUUUGAACUUUUUUGGAAUUUAUAAAUCCAAGUCAACAAAAGUUUCACCCGUUGAUGAGGCUCCAAAGCUAGUAGAUCCAACCCCACAACCUCCUAAAGCUGAUCAGUUGGAAGAUUUGAAAGAAAGAAAGGGACCUGAAAUUGAUACAAAUCCCAUCAAUAACAAACAUGAAACUGAUCCAGAGAUAAUGAAGAAACUUGAACAAGAUGCCGCAGGAGCUGCAGCCAUUCAAAAAUCAAGUUUACCACAAUCUCAUUUUAUGACAGAGCUUUGGAUUGAUACAAAUAAAGUUAAAGCUCAGGAUCGUGGAAAGGUGCUUCGAGAAAACAUUCGUAAACAUGUUCCUCAAAAGGUCAUCAAACAGAUCUUCAAGGUCUUGAGAAGCUCUCCUCCUGCUAACUAA
Molecule: messenger RNA, 1621 nt
Organism: Melampsora larici-populina 98AG31
Lineage: Eukaryota; Fungi; Basidiomycota; Pucciniomycetes; Pucciniales; Melampsoraceae
Exons: 7
Coding region: 254-1621 (455 amino acids)
Source: RefSeq, a predicted model, not a curated record